Messenger RNA from Acanthosepion pharaonis, 660 nucleotides. NCBI's taxonomy places the organism in Eukaryota, Metazoa, Mollusca, Cephalopoda, Sepiida, Sepiidae. The record is from the annotation of a GenBank genome assembly.
AUGGACUCUUUUCCCCUAUAUUUACUGUCUCUUUUCCCCCUUUUCCCGUGUAUGCAUAGACUCUUUUCCCCUAUAUUUACUGUCUCUUUUCAACCUUUUCCCGUAUAUUCAUUUUUAACCCUUUCCCUGGAUAUGUACGGUCACUCUUCACCCUUUUCCCGCAUAUUUAGACUUUUUCACCAGUUUCCGUAUAUUUACUGUCUCUUUUCACCGUUUUUCCCGUAUAUUUACUCUCUUUCCACCGUUUUCCCGUAUAUUUACUCUCUUUUCACCCUUUUCCCGUAUAUUUACUCUCUUUUCACACUUUUCCUGAAUAUUUACUGUCUCUUUUCACACUUUCCCGUUUAUUUACUCUUUCUUUUCACCCGUUUCCUGUACAUGUACAGUCUCUUUUCACUAUUUUCCCGUAUAUUCGAUUUCUUUUCACCCUUUUUUCUGGAUAUGUACGGUCUCUUUUCACCUAUUUCCCGUAUAUUGACCUUCUCAUUUCACCCUUUUUUGCGUAUGUUCAGUCUCUUUUCCCCACUUUACCCGUAUAUGUACGGUCUCUUUUCAACCUUACCCCGUAUAUUUACUGUCACUUUACAACAUUUUGUUCGCAUAUUCAGUCUCUUUUCACCCUUUUCCCGCAUAUUUACUGUGUCUUCUACUCUUUUUUGA